UGUUAGUCUGCGAGAGCAGCCAAUAUACAACAGUUGCCUUCUUCCGCGUGUUUUUAUCGGAUUUGUUUUCAUUUUAUUCUUGGUAAAAUGACAAAACUUGAUUUGUUACACUCUCAUUUGUUAAACCGUUUGUCUGCUGUCAUUCGUGAGAUUUUUGAGGAGGUGGAGGAAACGGUGAAAGAUUAUCAAGAGGAGACUGUGCGUACUCGAGCGGAAAACGCAAAGCUCAAACGGCAACUGAGGGAGGUUUUGAUCAGGACAGAGACACAUUUUAACGGACAAGUCCACAAUGUCUCUCAGAAUAUUCCUGAUGACAACGUCACCACACAACUACCUGCAAGUGGGUCUUAUUCCCAAAAUGAAACUGAAGACCAAGAGACUCAGAGAACAGAGGAUCAUGGCCAAGGUCCAGCUUCAUUUAGAGAUGAGAAGCCAUGCAUACAGGACCUGACUCCAAUCAGUAAAACAGAGUCAAAUGAUAGAGAGUCAGAACAUCUCAAAGAGAGAUCCUCCACAUUAUCUCAUUCACCUACAGAAGAACGGCUUGUUUCUCAGAGUGUGGAUGAGAGGCGGAAUAUGAACUUGCCCUCUGUAGGAGCAGAUACAAUUAAGAUUGAGCAAGAGGACACUAUUAUCACAAUAUCACCAUCUGUCAUUAACAGUCCUGGCCAUGCAGGUCAGUGUCAGGGCUCAGAUACCACACACCAGCUAAGAACAAGCUGUGACACAUCAAACACGCUUAAAAAAAUACAGAGAAAGGAACUCAAUAAGGUUUCAGCAAAAAUCCCAGAUGAUCAUCAUCGUGAGGGGCCGUAUAAGUGUAACAAGUGUGGAAGGCAGCUGAAGGAUUUGGCAAAACUGCAGUUGCACAGAAAAUUGCAUGAAAGAUCCUUCAGCUGUCACUGGUGUGGCAGAAACUUUUCUAAGUUUGAUUAUCUUCGCUUUCAUAUGCGCACGCACACAGGAGAGCGGCCAUACCGCUGUAACUGGUGCUCAAAGACAUUCACCCAGUGUGGCAACAUGAGGAGACAUGAACGCACGUGCCAGAGGUUUACUAAAGAAGCGACAGCGUAUGUGCAGGAAGACAGACCGCUACUUAAAUUGUGACAUGGUGUGAUGUGUAAUUGUUGCUAGAUGACUGCAGGCUUGCUUCAAGUCACCUGAAAGAACGUCUGUUUAUUUUUACAGUUGAAUUUCAUUUUUAUUCUGAACUAUUGUUAUAUUUUUUGUUAAAUCAAGUGAAUUUUAAUAAUUAUGAGCUGAAGCUUACCCCUCAAACAGAUUUCUGUAGAAAUAUAAGGAUGUGCACACUAGUAUGUAUCUGAAUAUAGUAGACUUCACAGAAAGAGUUCCUUAUAAAAAAACUACAUGGCAAGUGUCAAAUCCCCACUUUCUCAUUUGAGAUGAUGUCGUGUCUUGUGUGUAUUUUAAAACAAAAACAAUGAACACAUUUUGUGUUUAACAACAAACAAUAAAAUCAGUUUUAUCAUGGAAAAGUGUUUGUAAGCUUUGCUAUUAAAUUGAGUUUC
Triplophysa rosa is the source of this 1529-nucleotide messenger RNA. RefSeq lists its product as uncharacterized. The transcript is spliced from 2 exons. The record is from RefSeq and is a predicted model, not a curated record. The coding region runs from base 88 to 1107 and encodes 339 amino acids. Lineage: Eukaryota; Metazoa; Chordata; Actinopteri; Cypriniformes; Nemacheilidae.